CGGGCGCGUCCCGGUGACUCAGCCCUUGCCAGGAAGGGGGAGUCACCCUGCUCUCCAGGGCUCCCAGACAGCAACUUGAUCGGGCCUCGCUCCCUGCGUGCCAGGCCAGGCCCCCGCAGCAGGCAGCCCUGCCCCGGGAGCGGGACCCCCUCCUCCCGGCCCUGGGCCCCCUCUUCCAGCCGCAGCCACCUGGGCUCAUCGCGGGGACGCGGCCGCGGGUGGCGAGAGCUUGGUGGGCCCCGUGGAGGCCACGGCGGUCCCGGCCGCGACGGCGCCGCGAGGACCUUCGAGUGCUGUCCCGAGCCGAUGUCCCAGGUGAGUGGCCAGCCCUCCCCUCACUGCGACGCGCCCCAUGGAGCCCCCAGCGCAGCUCCGGGCCCAGGUAGGACCGGGAUGGAGAGCGAGGCUGGACGAGAGCGGGCCCAGACCGCAUCCCUCCUACCUGGGCUGGAGGUAGUAACAGGAUCCACUCACCCUGCGGAGGCAGCGCUAGAGGAGGGCUCCCUGGAGGAGGCGGCACCCUCCAUGCCCCAAGGCAACGGUCCUGGGGCCCCCCAGGCCCUGGACAGCACUGACCUCGAUGUCCCCACAGAAGCUGUGACACGCCAGCCUCAGGGGAGCCCCUUGAGCUGCACCCCACUAGUGGCAAAUGGCUCUGGCCAUCCCUCGGAGCUGGGCAGCGCCAGGCGGGCGGGGAACGGUGCCCUGGGUGGCCCCAAGGCCCACCGGAAGUUGCAGACGCACCCGUCUCUCGCCAGCCAGGGCAGCAAGAAGAGUAAGACCAGCAGCAAAUCGGCGGCCUCCCAGAUCCCUCUCCAGGCACAGGAAGACUGCUGCGUCCACUGCAUCCUGUCCUGCCUCUUCUGCGAGUUCCUGACUCUGUGCAACAUCGUCCUGGACUGCGCCACGUGCGGCUCCUGCAGCUCCGAGGACUCGUGCCUCUGCUGCUGCUGCUGCGGCUCUGGCGAGUGUGCCGACUGCGACCUGCCCUGCGACCUGGACUGCGGCAUCCUGGACGCCUGCUGCGAGUCGGCCGACUGCCUGGAGAUCUGCAUGGAGUGCUGUGGGCUCUGCUUCUCCUCCUGACCGGCAGGGCGGCCCCAGGCUGUCGCACAAAGCUUGAUCACCCCUUCCCCUGGUCUUCUCCCACCCUCCCAGGGCCCUCUCAGAACCCCAGCCCGUGAGAAGGGGGCGCUCGGGGGCACCUCAGUCACGGGAGCUGGGCCCGCUGCAGAGAGCCGGUCCUCCUCCCUGGUUACCAGGGCCACGUGGCACCGAGGACCUGGCGGCGAGGGCUGGGGUGGGGGCCGCUCCUGGGCCAGCUGCCAGGGCUGCAGAACACUGUGAAAGUUGGAGGGGGCGUGCAGGAACGUGGAGAGGCAGGGAUGCCGGAGCUGUGCGCUUCUCUACCUCCCGCUGCUCCUGGCUCCCGCCGCCCCUGAUCCGCAGGCUUAGAGGACAGCAAAAUGUGAAAAGAGACCCCCACCCCGCCCUCAGCCAAGCCCCUCCCUGUCUCCUUUCCUGGCCUCUUGUGGGGGCCUGACCUAUACAGUGACCCCAGAGGGUGCUGGGCUUGGGCCUAGGGCAGGGCAGGAGGGGGAACGGUAUGGAAAAGACUGGAAGGGGAGAGGGAGGGAAUGGAGGGAGGGUCUGAUCUAUUUGUUGCUGUAAAUAA
Messenger RNA from Diceros bicornis minor, 1675 nucleotides. RefSeq names its product MyoD family inhibitor (gene MDFI). Bases 307 to 1086 code for a protein of 259 amino acids. The record is from RefSeq and is a predicted model, not a curated record. The transcript has 5 exons. NCBI's taxonomy places the organism in Eukaryota, Metazoa, Chordata, Mammalia, Perissodactyla, Rhinocerotidae.